Messenger RNA from Aethina tumida (small hive beetle), 1094 nucleotides. RefSeq names its product ADP-ribose pyrophosphatase, mitochondrial. NCBI's taxonomy places the organism in Eukaryota, Metazoa, Arthropoda, Insecta, Coleoptera, Nitidulidae. The record is from RefSeq and is a predicted model, not a curated record. The transcript has 4 exons. Gene Ontology annotation, molecular function: ADP-ribose diphosphatase activity. The coding region runs from base 128 to 976 and encodes 282 amino acids.
UUCCAACCUAACUUUUUGAUUUAUAAUUUUAUUUGGUAAUUCCCCUAUUUAUAUUUCGUUCGAGUGCUUGUGUCUAUGUUCUAAUCGAAAUCAAAGUAUAAAAUUCUUUAUAGAAACAAUUUUUUUGAUGGUAUUAUUCAAGAUGAUUCACACAAAGUGUCGAUCCGUUCUUUAUCCGUUGAGCGAAAUACAAAGAUUUGCAUUAAAAGAUGAGGAAGUGUCAUGGAUCUACAAGUUGGACAGUUACAACCCACCUGAAUACAAUGCCAAAGUCAUUCUGAACCAAUCUUGGGCCGAUCCACCAUCUGAAGUGCCAACUUUCAAACCCAAAUGGAAUGAGGUUGAUGGCAAAGUGAAUCGUAUCAGUUUUAAUGGGCCUUAUGAAGUAGUUGACAACAGACCUUUAAACCCAAUGGGCAGAACUGGGUUAAAGGGGCGCGGACGACUUGGCAGAUGGGGCCCUAAUCAUGCUGCUGAUCCUAUUGUGACCAGGUGGAAGCGUGACCACAACAUUAAAAUUAUAAAUGAGAACACUAAAUUACCUGUACUGGAAUUUUGUGCAAUUCAGAGGAGAGACAAUGGACAAUGGGCUCUUCCUGGAGGUAUGGUAGAUCCUGGAGAACAAAUUAGUGAAACUUUAAAAAGGGAGUUCUUGGAAGAAGCUUUAAAUUCACUUGAAGUCACUGAAGAACAAAGAAAAAAAGAUGUUGGCUUAAUUGAAAAACUGUUUCAAAAUGGACAUGAGGUGUAUAAAGGGUAUGUGGAUGACCCAAGAAAUACAGAUAAUGCAUGGAUGGAAACAGUUGCUGUCAAUUUUCAUGAUGAAACUGGUGAAACUCUUGGAAAGAUCGCUUUAAAAGCUGGAGAUGAUGCUAAAAGUGUAACAUGGAUGGAUAUUGACAAAAAUAUUGAUUUGUAUGCCAGUCAUGCUAAUUUUAUUAAAAGUGUUGCUGAAUUACAUAAAGCACAUUGGUAAACAAUAUCUAGUUUAUGUUCCUAAUAAGAGAUUUAGUCAUAUUAAAGAAGUUCAUGUCUAAGUAACAGAAUAGUAAACUAUAUAGUUUCAGUUGUAAUUUUUAUAAAUAAAAUAUUUU